GUGUUUAGAUUCAGAGAACAAGAUGAAUGCAUUGGCUGCGACCAGUAGGAAUUUCAAGCAAGCGGCCAAGCUGCUGCGGCUGGACUCUAAGUUGGAGAAGAGCCUGCUCAUCCCCUUUAGGGAGAUCAAGGUUGAGUGUACAAUCCCCAAAGACGAUGGAACUUUGGCAUCUUUUGUCGGAUUCAGGGUGCAACAUGACAAUGCGAGAGGCCCGAUGAAGGGAGGGAUUAGAUAUCACCAUGAGGUUGACCCAGAUGAGGUGAAUGCCUUAGCACAGUUAAUGACUUGGAAGACAGCUGUUGCUAAUAUUCCAUAUGGAGGGGCGAAAGGUGGAAUAGGAUGCAGUCCUGGACAGUUGAGUAUCUCUGAGCUCGAGAGACUUACUCGAGUUUUCACACAGAAGAUACAUGACUUAAUUGGCAUUCACACUGAUGUCCCUGCUCCUGAUAUGGGAACCAAUUCUCAGACAAUGGCCUGGAUUUUGGAUGAGUACUCCAAGUUUCAUGGCUACUCACCUGCAGUUGUUACUGGAAAGCCUGUUGACCUUGGUGGAUCUCUGGGCAGAGAUGCUGCUACUGGAAGGGGAGUCCUGUUUGCUACAGAGGCACUGCUUGCUGAAUAUGGAAAGAGCAUCUCAGGCCAGCGGUUUGUUAUACAGGGCUUUGGCAAUGUUGGUUCUUGGGCAGCACAACUCAUAAGUGAAGCUGGAGGGAAGGUAAUUGCAGUCAGUGAUGUCACUGGAGCAAUUAAAAACAGCAAUGGUCUUGACAUACUGAAGUUACUAAAACAUUCAGUGGAGAAUCGUGGGAUCAAAGGUUUCAAUGGAGGAGAUGCAAUUGAUCCAAAGUCACUGCUCACUGAAGAUUGUGAUGUUCUUGUUCCUGCAGCUCUUGGUGGGUGUAAUCAACAGAAUGCACAUGACAUAAAAGCCAAAUUCAUCGUUGAGGCAGCAAAUCACCCAACUGAUCCUGAGGCCGAUGAGAUUCUGGCAAAGAAAGAAGUUGUCAUUCUUCCAGACAUUUUGGCUAAUUCUGGUGGUGUAACUGUCAGUUACUUUGAGUGGGUUCAGAACAUUCAAGGAUUCAUGUGGGAUGAAAAUAAGGUGAACUCCGAACUAAGAAAUUACAUGAUCAAUGGCUUCAAUGAUGUGAAGGAGAUGUGCAAGACUCACCACUGCGAUCUCCGCAUGGGCGCCUUCACUCUUGGAGUCAACCGAGUGGCCCGAGCAACCGUGCUCAGAGGCUGGGAGGCUUGAUACCUUAAUCAAAUGUCACAACCUGUCUUUCUCUGUCGCGGAAACGGAUAAUAAAACUCAGGUGCUAGUUUUAUGUGAAAGAACUUAGCCUUUUUGCUCACAUAAUCAGGGUUCUUAAUGUUUGAAUUUCAUGUCUUUUUUUUUUCCAAGAAUUGUAUGAACCUGAAAACAAUGAACUUGUCUUGACUCAAUUCUGUAUUUCAUUGUGUCUUUGUUGAUUCUAAAUUUAGAAGAUUGUUCUCUCA
Messenger RNA from Dioscorea cayenensis subsp. rotundata (Guinea yam), 1500 nucleotides. Its product is annotated as glutamate dehydrogenase 1, mitochondrial. Gene Ontology annotation, molecular function: L-glutamate dehydrogenase (NAD+) activity. The record is from RefSeq and is a predicted model, not a curated record. Gene Ontology annotation, biological process: L-glutamate catabolic process. The transcript has 9 exons. Gene Ontology annotation, cellular component: mitochondrion. Bases 23 to 1255 code for a protein of 410 amino acids. NCBI's taxonomy places the organism in Eukaryota, Viridiplantae, Streptophyta, Magnoliopsida, Dioscoreales, Dioscoreaceae.